AGUGUCAAAGACUCGCUUUCCUCCUCUCCCACAAACGCACCAGCUACUUUUACCGCAACAAGGUUUAGUCUUAAUUUACGGAUGGUGAACUUGUCUGUCGAGUUUUUAUCGAAUAGUAAUUGUUUUAGUUGUGAAAAAGGAGCUAAAGACCCGUGUUUCCUCGAAGCUAUCAUGCUGAACACAGAGGAAAGUUCCUGGUUGUCGGGGCCCCGGUUGCCCGGCUCCAUCCCUCAGUCUCCGGGGCCUCUGUGGUGUUCCGAUGCCCCUCACCCACAACUGAAGAUCCCGAGUGGGCGAGGGACGGUCAGGGAUCACUCUCUCGGAGUGCUACUACACCAGGAUGAGAAGUUAACGGUGACGCAGGCCGCUCCAGCGAGUGGGAACUCCUCUUUUCUUCGCUUCCACUACCAGCUGAAUGAGCGCCGCUCGGCCUCCUGGGACACGGCGCUGUCAGGAGACAGCCUCUUCCUGGAGAUCCCUGCUGGGCCGCUGGUGGAGGGGAGCAAAGAAGGGCUAACUUCUCUGCUGGAGUUUGCGGAAGAGAAGAUCAAAGUUAACUACGUGUUCCUGUGGUUCCAUAAAAACAGAGAGGAUCGAUUGUCCAUCGUCAAGACGUUCCACUACAUGGGCUUUGAGAUGGUGAAGCCGGGACACCCCAUGGUCCCGGCCCGGCCUGAUCUGGCCUUCAUGGUUUACUCUCUGGACAACAGCAGCAGCUCGGACGAGGAAUGACUUCCACACCUCGCUCUCCCUCCCGUAGGACCAUAGGUCCCGUCCCCCCGUCCCCCCCGAGAAUAUCUGCAGAUUGGAUAAACGGGGAGUGGCGUAGCUUCAGCUAAGCCAUCACGGGUCAUCUUGGGAUUUGGGCUUUUCUCUUAGCGGUUCCUCUCUUGGCUACAUUAUUUGUUUGUGCUGCCAUCAACCAGACAAACAACUGUUUGACAUUCAGGAGAAGGCGGCAUUUUACUUUAAAAUUCAGCACAUCUCUCCUGACGGCUUCAACCUUUUAAUAAGAAAAGAGACUUUUGGUUUGUCCUUGUGUGCGAGCUGUUUGGUUGAGGGAGUUAUGGUCAAUAAAAUGUGUUUUUUCCUCAUAAUAUAGAUUGGUGGAAGCCUGAUCUGUCACAUAUAACAUUAAAUCACAUGUCGGCAUUUCUUGUCACUUCUUCCUGAGGCAUCAUUCCAGCACACGUCAAUCACUCGUUUAUUUUGUCAUUUUUAGCUCUCAUCUGCCCAAAACACUCUGUUAGUCUGUCCAGACGUGUCAAAGCAAAAACGCAGCCUGAAUGUUGAGCUGUCAGCUCUCGGAGGUAAACGCCUCCUCCUCCUCUGUGGAAUAAUCACCCUGUGAAGCUGACGGUGUGAGUCACUGUUUCACUUUGCACGUCACACCAGAAACAAACGCUUAGUUUCUUUUCUGUUUUGUUUUGUUCUUUCAAAAAUCAUAAGCUGAAUAAUUGUUGGUGUAAGAUUGCAUUAAACUGUACAUACAAGGUUUGAAUCUAGUGAAGCUUUAGCCCCGGUUUGUGCUCAGCAGCCGUUGCCAAACAACUUCUAUUGUUCUGAAGGUUUUUCUUCUGACGAUCUGGAUGAAAGCUAAAUGUCUUAUCCGGGCAGUGAAAGUGGGAAAUGACAGAAGUCGAGACGUUGUUUUGUAUGAAAAUCUAAAACGAUGGAAUUAAAGAUGGACGUCGGCACAAACGGAGGCUCAUGGAGCUUCGUAGAUUCAUUCACCCGUUGAAAGCUCGACUGUAACUAGGCUUUUUCUGUGCCUAAAGAGGAGAGUGCAAUGCUAGUAUUUUUUACUCAUGAGUGUUAUUGAGGAGUGUGUACAUUUUUCACUCAUAUAUUUAAUCACAUGCAGAGUCAGACCCAUGCUGUAGGAGGGGGGGGGGGGGGGGGUGUGGGGGGGCUUGUAGAGGUACAACGGGAGCGCUUCAGGUCAUUUACAUAUAUGCAAAUAAAAGGAAUCCUGUGCAGGUUUAUUUUAGUUAACAAAACGCCAAAGAAUCCAUUCUGUCUGUAACGUGCUGUCUGUUUGAAAUCAUGCUAGUAUGGUGCGUAAAGCAACAUUCCCCAUGCCGGCCAUACUCUGAGGAACAUGAUGGCGGUCUGCUCCAUGCCGGGGGCCUUUUCUUCUUCCGCAUGUGUUCAGAUCACACGAGUCUUCAUUGCUACUGAUUGAGCCCCCUGACUAUUAAUGAGCUGUUAGGAAAUGUCAAUAUAGGAUUUUUCUCAGAGGUAUAUUUUUAUGUGUGUACAUUUCUCAAAUGUUUACUGUGAUAGUUUAGGGAUUUAUUUUGUGUUGUCGGUGGAAUAGUUGGCAACCAUUCAAUGACAAUCCACACUUGUAUACUUUUUGUCUUGGGGGGGGGUGGGACAAUAAAACUUGUUAUCUUAAUUGGUGUCUGUUUGUUUUUGUCAGAUUCAAGACAUCUGUUGCAAUAAGAUGUUUUCUGUGUACAGACUGUGAAGCCCUUGAAUUGAACUGUGAGUUUGUGCUUUGCUUCAGAAAAUGCUAUACAAGCAAAACACCAUGGCAGAUAAAUUAAAGACUGAUGUGCGAUCAGAAAACAUUGAAGUAGAGCAGCGACGCUGAGGCCGAUGUGAGGUAAUGAAAGUGUGAAGUGUAGUUGUGUGAAGCUCUGAUCCAGCCGAUCGCUGACUCGGGCGCUAAUCCCCCGACCAGCUCAGCUCACGGUACAUAACAGCUAACCGCUGGCUUCCCGCCAAACACUGCAACAACCUCCCAGGUCGGUUGAUCUAGAGAUGUGUUUUCAGUGUCCAGGGCAGGAUGAACUCAGCUGUGCUAUAUCUGUGUCUCUAAUGCAGCAGCAACCUUUGUUGUCGGUCCGUGUUCUUUAACACGGUGGUCCUGAGGCGCUAAACGGCCCUGGAAGAAACACGUCGACGAAAAAUAGAAAACUUUUCACACAACACAUUACAGAAAUCACUUAAGCAAAAAAUGUUCUCGUGAACAACCCAAAUUUGUGUUUACAUUCACUGUUUUAGGCCAAACGGAAAUUUGUGUAACAAACGUGUAGAAUGCAUUUUUCCCAAAUAAAACACUCGCAAAGCCGAUUCUUAAUAUUUUAAAUCCUUGAUUAUUUCUCUCUCUAGUUCUCUCUGCAUUGAUUGUUGCAGUUAUCCGUUUACAGCCUUGUCAU
Messenger RNA from Anarrhichthys ocellatus (wolf-eel), 3167 nucleotides. It is a transcript of the gene oaz2a, whose product is annotated as ornithine decarboxylase antizyme 2a. Lineage: Eukaryota; Metazoa; Chordata; Actinopteri; Perciformes; Anarhichadidae. Gene Ontology annotation, molecular function: ornithine decarboxylase inhibitor activity. Gene Ontology annotation, cellular component: cytoplasm; nucleus. Gene Ontology annotation, biological process: positive regulation of protein catabolic process. The record is from RefSeq and is a predicted model, not a curated record.